Choloepus didactylus (southern two-toed sloth) is the source of this 1964-nucleotide messenger RNA. RefSeq names its product transmembrane protein 62-like. Gene Ontology annotation, molecular function: hydrolase activity. The record is from RefSeq and is a predicted model, not a curated record. NCBI's taxonomy places the organism in Eukaryota, Metazoa, Chordata, Mammalia, Pilosa, Megalonychidae. The transcript is spliced from 2 exons.
AUGGCCGCAGCGCUAGCGCUGAGGGUGGUCGCGGGGCUGGCGGCCGCGGCGCUGGUGGCAGUGCUCUUGGAGCACUAUGGCUUGGCUGGCCCAUCCUCGCCGCUGCCCCAGCCCCGCGCCCCCCGGAGCUGGCACCCAGCGCCGGGCCCUGGAGACAGCAACAUCUUCUGGGGCCUGCAGAGAAUAUCCGAUCUUCACGUGAGCAGGUUUCAGGAUCGAGACAGAGCGGUAGAUUUAGAGAAGUUCUGUUCUGAAAAUAUUGACAUCAUUCAACCAGCCCUCGUCUUAGUAACAGGAGACCUGACAGAUGCCAAAACAAAGGACAAGCUGGGAUCCAGGCAGCAUGAGGUAGAAUGGCAAACUUACCAGGGUAUUCUAAAGAAGACAAGGGUCCUGGAAAAAACCAAAUGGCUGGAUAUCUGAGGAAAUCAUGAUGCAUUCAAUAUCCCAAGUCUGGAGAGUGUUGAGAAUUAUUACAGGAAAUAUUCUGCUGUACGUAGGGAUGGCUCUUUCCAUUAUGUGCACCGUACUCCCUUUGGCAACUAUUCUUUCAUCUCUGUGGAUGCCACUCUCAAUCCAGGACCUAAGAGACCCUAUAAUUUCUUUGGAAUUUUAAAUGAGAAACGGAUGGAAGAGCUUUUAUUACUGGCCCAGGAAAGUAGUCGGAGCAACCAUACUAUAUGGUUUGGACAUUUUACAACAUCCACUAUCCUUUCUCCAUCACCAGGCAUCCGGUCAAUAAUGAGUUCAGCUACAGCUUAUUUGUGUGGGCACCUCCAUACACUUGGUGGAUUGAUGCCUGUUUUGCAUACUUGUCACUUCCAGGGCACUUUGGAACUUGAGGUGGGAGACUGGAAGGAUAACAGAAGGUACCGGAUCUUUGCUUUUGAUCAUGACCUCUUUAGCUUUGCAGAUUUGGUCUUUGGCAAGUGGCCUGUGGUUCUUAUCACCAACCCUAAAUCACUCCUCUAUAGUUGCACUAAACAUGAACCACUAGAAAGACUCCUUCACUCAACACACAUCAGAGUCUUGGCCUUUUCCUUAUCCUCCAUUACUUCUGUCAUAGUUAAGAUUGAUGGAGUUCAUUUAGGACAGGCUAUUCAUUUGUCUGGUCCUAUUUUCAUAUUGAAGUGGAACCCCAGAAACUACAGUGAUGGGACACAUAACAUAGAAGUAAUUGUCCAGGAUUCUGCUGGAAGAAGUAAGACUGUUCAUCACAUAUUUUCCAUUCAAGAGGAUAUUCAUCUCAGAUUUGAUCCCCUGGCAUCAUUUAUUCUCCUUACUGAUUUCUAUAUUGUGGCACGGGUCCUCUUUUUGCUGAUUGUACUGAUCCAGAUCACCAUUCUUAUUACUUUUAGGUAUCGAGGACAUCCAAAGCUUAAAGGAUCUCCAGGAUUUGUAAAUCUGACUUUGUUUUCCCUUCAUGUUUUGAGCAAAAUAAACAUCUUCUACUAUUUUGUGUUAUUGCUGACACUGUAUACAGUGCUGGGACCAUGGUUUGUUGGUGAAAUCACUAAAGGCAAAUUGGGCUGCCUCUUUUCCUUUGGGAUCUUUGUUGAUGGGCAUUUCCUACAAGGCAGCUUAACAUUUAUAGUUGGAAUUCUUCAGCUGGCGUUUUUUAACAUUCCUUUGAUGGCUUACCUGUGUUGGAGCUUAUUGCAACGGUGCUUUGGUCACAACUUCAGAUCUCAUCUCCACCAAGAUAAAUACUUGAAAAUUAUACCUGUUCACCUACUUAUGCUACUGCUGUACAUCUGGCAGGCUUAUUCCUGCUACUUUCUUCAUGUGACAUAUGGCACCCUAGCUUUUUUCUUCUCCCCUUUGUGGACCUGGUUGACACUGCUGACACCUGUUCUCAUUCGUCGUGUGUGGAUACUGAACUCCACUGAGCUUGGAAACUUUGUGGUGCUGUUAAAAAGCCACCUGAGCUUCUGAUGGCUAUAUCUUACCACUGGCAGCUGGAC